AUGAUCUCAAAUUUGAUACUAUUUUUGCUUUUCCCUCAAUUCUAUUCAGAGUGGGUAUUUGUAAAUAAAUAUUUGAUUGAUAACCAGAACACAGCAGAAUUUUAGGAAGAUUCUACAACUUAACCAUAUUAUCUGACAUGUACAUCUCCUUAAUUUACAAUAUUAACUUUAACUAGAGAUCACCCUAAAAUCAUAUAAAUAAGUGAUGUAAUUAUAGAUAAGGGUUCUCAUAUAUCAUUUGAUUUAUUAUUUCAAGGUACAUGGACAAAUGGAUUAAUAACAUUUUAAUUUGGAAUUGAUAUUUUCACAUAUUAAUAUUCAACACCUGCAUAACAUGAAAACUUUUCAAUAUUUUGUGAAACAUCCUACGCUGAAACUAAAACUAUUAAUUUAACUCUAUUAACUUAAUAAUACAAUAAAAUGUAAUUUAAAAUGUAAAAUGAUGGGAAUGGGUAGGUUUCAUUAAAAAAUAUAUUAAUUUCAAAAAUUAAAUGCUACUAUUUAUGUAGGAGAUGUGUUGGACCAGAAUUAAAUCAAUGCACAGAGUGUUUUAAUGGAACUCCUAAAAAUGGCAUUUGUAGCCAAUGUCCUUCAAAUAAAGUUGUCCGUCCAAUACUUGGAUGUGCAUUAGAUUGCGAUAUUGAUUAACUAGUCUACUUUAACAAUUAAUGUCAAUACUAUUCAAGUAUAUUUAAAUUUUAUUCAAAGCUUUGCCUAUAAUUUUGGCUGAUUAUUAUUAUCCAUAAGAGAGGAUUAAUAUGAAAGUUAUUUAAGAUUUCAAAAAUACUGAUCUAUAGCCUAUAUAUUUUAAUUAUGAGGGAAGAAAAGAUAUCUUAGGGCUAUUUAAAUUUAAUUAAGGAACAGAAAGAUUGAUAAAUGAGAUCAAAUUAGAUUAUGGAACAUAUUUGAUUGGUAUCAGAGUAAAUAUAAUCCUGUUUGAUGAUAUACCAUAAGGAGGUAGUAUUUCAUUGAAAAUUAACAACACUUAUAAAGGUUCUAUAUAUAAUGAUGGCACUUCACUUAAAUUUCAUAAGUUGAAAUUAAUUUAAAUAGAUAUUUUAAAAGGUUAUUAAUAAUUUACAAAAUCCCAGGCCUAUUAUUUAUCAAUGUUUGUAGAUAUUCCUUAAUAUCACUUCACUUUAAGUAUUGUAGGAAAUUAUGGGUAAUAAAUUGUAAUAAAAUUUAGUAAUCCUUUUUAUUCUUGGGCUUUUGAACAACUUUUCAUCACUUCUGGAUAUUGCCCACUACAUUGUGAAUUAUGUGAAAUACCAUUUAUAUGUAAAACCUGUAGAUCAUCCUAUUAUAAAUACAAAGUUGAUAAAUGCUCACAAUGCUCGGGUCCGUAUUAAAAGGUAAAAGAUUCUUAUUGUUAAGAUUUUGAUGAUGAAACUCCAUGUAUUAUUUUUAAUAUCUUAAGAUUCUAAAUUUUUAGUCUAAGAAUAUAAAGAUUUAACAAAUGAUCCUAGUUAAUUUUCGCAAUAUUCUAUUGUGUCAUAGAAUGGAAUAAACUUUAUGAAAGGAUUAGAUAUCUUAUAUUCUGUCUUUAACAAUUAUAGGAUUUUUGGUGGCCAAUUAGUUUGGGCAUAAGCCAAAUUUUCUAGGGUUCAUCAAAUCUCUGAACCUCACCAUAGCAUAACUGUUGGAUUCUAUAUAGUAUUUGGACCAUCUUUUCCUUAAGCCAGUCAAUUUAUUUAUACUAUUGGAUCAAAUGAUCCUGUAAUUGUAAAAAAAGGUUCUUCCUAAAUAACUAAAAUAUAUGCAAAAAUUUAGCAUUCUGAAUCAUCAUUACUUAUGUAGUGGGAAUGUUAUGGUUCACAAAAUGAACCUUAUCAAGCCUAUUGUGGGUUUUAUAAUUAUUAUAUAGCAGUUCAUUAUUGUAAGUCUUAGUGUUCAAAAUGUACUAAUUAAGAUGAUUGUAUUUAAUGGAAUCCGGAUUAUGAUCNGGCUGAUUAUUAUUAUCCAUAAGAGAGGAUUAAUAUGAAAGUUAUUUAAGAUUUCAAAAAUACUGAUCUAUAGCCUAUAUAUUUUAAUUAUGAGGGAAGAAAAGAUAUCUUAGGGCUAUUUAAAUUUAAUUAAGGAACAGAAAGAUUGAUAAAUGAGAUCAAAUUAGAUUAUGGAACAUAUUUGAUUGGUAUCAGAGUAAAUAUAAUCCUGUUUGAUGAUAUACCAUAAGGAGGUAGUAUUUCAUUGAAAAUUAACAACACUUAUAAAGGUUCUAUAUAUAAUGAUGGCACUUCACUUAAAUUUCAUAAGUUGAAAUUAAUUUAAAUAGAUAUUUUAAAAGGUUAUUAAUAAUUUACAAAAUCCCAGGCCUAUUAUUUAUCAAUGUUUGUAGAUAUUCCUUAAUAUCACUUCACUUUAAGUAUUGUAGGAAAUUAUGGGUAAUAAAUUGUAAUAAAAUUUAGUAAUCCUUUUUAUUCUUGGGCUUUUGAACAACUUUUCAUCACUUCUGGAUAUUGCCCACUACAUUGUGAAUUAUGUGAAAUACCAUUUAUAUGUAAAACCUGUAGAUCAUCCUAUUAUAAAUACAAAGUUGAUAAAUGCUCACAAUGCUCGGGUCCGUAUUAAAAGGUAAAAGAUUCUUAUUGUUAAGAUUUUGAUGAUGAAACUCCAUGUAUUAUUUUUAAUAUCUUAAGAUUCUAAAUUUUUAGUCUAAGAAUAUAAAGAUUUAACAAAUGAUCCUAGUUAAUUUUCGCAAUAUUCUAUUGUGUCAUAGAAUGGAAUAAACUUUAUGAAAGGAUUAGAUAUCUUAUAUUCUGUCUUUAACAAUUAUAGGAUUUUUGGUGGCCAAUUAGUUUGGGCAUAAGCCAAAUUUUCUAGGGUUCAUCAAAUCUCUGAACCUCACCAUAGCAUAACUGUUGGAUUCUAUAUAGUAUUUGGACCAUCUUUUCCUUAAGCCAGUCAAUUUAUUUAUACUAUUGGAUCAAAUGAUCCUGUAAUUGUAAAAAAAGGUUCUUCCUAAAUAACUAAAAUAUAUGCAAAAAUUUAGCAUUCUGAAUCAUCAUUACUUAUGUAGUGGGAAUGUUAUGGUUCACAAAAUGAACCUUAUCAAGCCUAUUGUGGGUUUUAUAAUUAUUAUAUAGCAGUUCAUUAUUGUAAGUCUUAGUGUUCAAAAUGUACUAAUUAAGAUGAUUGUAUUUAAUGGAAUCCGGAUUAUGAUCCAAACAUAGUUCUCCUUCCUAAAGAAGAAUGCAAUAAUAAUUAAUAUUUUGAUGAGAAAGCUCAAAAAUGUAAUUUAUGCCCAGAAUAGUGUUUAACAUGUUCAUCUUAAUUUUACUGUUUAACAUGCAAAGAUUCAUUUAUUAUAUCUAAAUUAGGAUGCAUAUGUAAAACAAAUCAAUAUGAGUAAUCUAAUUAUUGUUUUGAUUGCCCUCGUGAAUGUGAACAAUGUUCAAGUUCCUCAUGGUGUACAGAAUGCUCUUCAAGCCUUAAUCGUAUUCAUUCUUAUGGCUAUUGUAUUUGUUAAACAGGCUAUAAAUCUUAUUAACCAGACCCAUUUUGCUAUAAAUGUUUAACACUUCAUUGUCAAAUUUGUGAUAAAGUCACUGGAGAAGAAUGCUACUCUUGUGAAAAUGGUUAUCACUUAAUUGGAAAUAAUUGUUUCUCAAUUUGUGGGGAUGGAAUAAUAACUGAAGAUGAAUAAUGUGAUGAUGGGAACUUACUUAAUCAAGAUGGUUGCCAUUCUUGUUUAUAUGAUUGCUAACAUUCAUGCUAAUUUUGUGUUAAAGGAGUAUGUUCAGAAUGUUAUGAUGGCUAUAUUUUAAUAUCAUCAUAAUGCUAUUCUAUUUGUGGUCUUGAUUAGUUUUUCAAUUAAGGGCAAUGCUAAACUAGUAUUUUUAUUAAAUAUAUUAGUAAUAAAUUCAUUGUUAAUGAAAAGCCUACAAUUUUAUUAGAUUAGAAAUCUUUUUGAUUCUUAAAUCAAAAUAUAAAUGUAAAAUCAAAUCCUAAGCAUUUAAGAAAAUAAAUCAAUAAUUUUUACCAUAAAUUAGUCAAUUUCUCAAAUUGUUUUAAAGAUUAAUUUUCAAUGUAAUUUAAAUGAAAAUUUGAGCUCUUAUUUUUUACAUUGUUAUGAGUGUGACAUAAAAAAAACAUAUAACUUUUAGCAUGAUUGUUCAGAUUCUAAUGAUUUAUAAAUACAGUAUUAAAUUCGAUUUGAGAAAAAGCUAUAUAAAAAGGAAUAAAUAGUAAUUUCACUAACAUCCACAGAUAUUUAAGUAGAUCAAGUAGUCUUCAAUUAGACUUAUUAGUUAGUGAAUAUCAUUAAAAUUAAAUAAAAUUGA
Paramecium sonneborni is the source of this 4280-nucleotide messenger RNA. Lineage: Eukaryota; Ciliophora; Oligohymenophorea; Peniculida; Parameciidae. The record is from the annotation of a GenBank genome assembly.